This is a messenger RNA of Maylandia zebra (zebra mbuna), 723 nucleotides long. The record is from RefSeq and is a predicted model, not a curated record. NCBI's taxonomy places the organism in Eukaryota, Metazoa, Chordata, Actinopteri, Cichliformes, Cichlidae.
AUGGUGUCCAUCACAAACUCAUCCCUCCCCCUGUGUCUCCAACAUGUGUUUGUGCUGCAUGGAAACGACUUACACUUGGAUACAGAGAAACCUUUUAAACUUGAGGAACAGACAGAUUUGUUCUGGAGAUUUAAUUCCAGUAACAAUAUAGCUAAAUGUGUUUUUAAUAAAGAUCCAGUCGUGUAUAUCAAAUAUGCAGGAAAGGCUGAGGUGUUUGGACAAAAUUACUCUUUGAAAUUAAAGAAUGUUCAACACAGUGACAGUGGAGAUUAUAAAGCAGUUGUGGUCAGCGAACAAGAGCAAAGGGUAGCUGAAUACAAGGUCAUAGUUCAAGAUCCAGUGACUGCUGCCAAACUGACAGUAGAGUCAGUGUCCAAAAGCUCAGACUCCUGUAACCUGACUGUGACCUGCAGCACAGUGGACUUUAACAUCAGCAGUAGUUUCAGAUGUGAUGGUAAAAUCUGCUCUCAUGCAGAAGAAAAGGAUUUGAAAGCCACAAAAGAAUUUUCCUCUUUAAGUGUUUACCUGCAGCAAGACACCAUUUACUGUAAUCACAGCAACCAAGUGAGCUGGAAUCAGACCAUGAAGGUGCUCAAAUCUUACUGUGAAACAGAGACAGGUAUCUCCAUCUGUGUGGUGAAGACAUUCGUGUUCUCUGUUGGUCUGAUCAUCAUGGUGAUUGCUGUGAUCAGUGUCCACAUUAUGGAGAAGAUUAAGAAGUGA